GAUUCACAAAAGACGCAUACAAAGGGAGUUCCAUGCAAGCUCAUCCGAUAUCGGCGAAACUGGAGAUCGUCGUGUCAGUUGGCUGCGGACGAUCGAAGCUACUGCUUUAUACUCAAAGUCGUACUUAAGAAUCUCAUCGUUUUAAUCAUGAAGAAUUUUUGCUUCACAGGCUUAUUGUUAGCGGUUCUCGCGGGAAUCGUCGCCGGUAGAAUCGAGUUCGAUCUCUAUCGGGAGGAGCCGACGUUGGAGACCAUAUCCAGGAGUAAGCGCUCGUUGCACGAGCACAAAGCUGCUUGGAAGAAUGACUCCGUCGUAUUGUACAAGUUUAUGAACGGCGAAUACUACGGGACGAUCGGCGUAGGUUCAUCGUCAAAACCGUUCAAGGUCAUCUUCGACACGACCUGGGCUGAUUCCUGGUUGCCGUCAUCGCACUGCGGAUGGACCGAAAUAGCUUGCAAAUUGCACAACCAGUACGACAGCUCUGAGUCGUCGUCUUACUUCCCGAACGGCGAAUUCAUCAACUUGACCAGCAGCGAACUAUCGCUCAUGGGCAUCUUGUCUACCGAUACUUUUCACUUGGCGCAUGUGAAGGUGGUGAACCAGACGUUCCUGGAGGCGACACACAUGUCGCUGAACCCGUUCCUGCAGUACAAAGCCGACGGCAUCGUCGGUCUGGCGUAUCAGGAGCAAUCUGGAUGGAAAGGCGUCACACCCUUCUUCUACAACAUGAUUCGUCAGAAGCUCGUUCAGGAACACGUUUUCACUUUCUACAUGAACAGGGAUGCGACAACGCCAAAAGCUGGUAAGGUGAUCCUCGGUGGCAGACAGCGAUCUCACAUGAAGGAAGACACGUUGACGGUGUUGAACGUGGUGGAGAAGAAGUUCUGGAUGAUCCAGAUGGACAGCAUGUUCGCCGAGAAGAACAAAACCAACUACCCUAUAUGUGAAAAAUGUCGUGCCAUUUUCGACUCGAGCUCCAAUACCAUCGUCGGUCCGCCCAACGAUAUUCUCAAGCUCAAUUACAUGCUCAACGCUGUCUACGUUCCUGGAAUCAACAGAUACACCGUGAACUGCAGGAACUACGCCAAACUGCCGAAAAUCCACUUCGUACUGAAGGGCAACGACUUCGUCAUCCAGUCCAAGUACUACGUGCAACGACUUACCCUCGAGAACAUCGAGGCUUGCUUCAGUCCAUUCGUACCGAACGCCAACGCCACUGAGCAGACUUGGGAGUUGGGAGGCGCUUUUAUGAUGGAAUUUUACACCGAGUUCGACUUUGAUAACAACGUCGUCAACAUUGCCGAGACUAUAUUCUGAUCGAUCUUUUGAAAGUUAUUGUCUCGUGCCAUAUUUGCACAUAUUUGCAUUUACUGCUCUCUGCGAUAUUUUUUAUACGAUUCUGCUCUAUACGUUCUCGAUUAAUAAAAUGCUUUUCUCAAA
Messenger RNA from Nasonia vitripennis (jewel wasp), 1440 nucleotides. Its product is annotated as lysosomal aspartic protease-like. NCBI's taxonomy places the organism in Eukaryota, Metazoa, Arthropoda, Insecta, Hymenoptera, Pteromalidae. The record is from RefSeq and is a predicted model, not a curated record. Gene Ontology annotation, biological process: proteolysis; cell death. The transcript has 8 exons. The coding region runs from base 148 to 1317 and encodes 389 amino acids. Gene Ontology annotation, molecular function: aspartic-type endopeptidase activity. Gene Ontology annotation, cellular component: lysosome.